AUGCAUCCUAGCGCUCUCCAGCAGCGCGAUGAUCCCACGGAGCAGUUCCUCAAACUCAUCUCGAAUCCCUUUCAAUCUGCCUUCCAAGUCAACGCCAUCUGGGCUUCCUUAGCCACCUCCGCAGGCUUCUCGAUCCUCCUCGCCUUACUGUUCUCCCUCUUCCGCCCUCGUCACUCGGUUGUCUAUGCGCCCAAGGUCAAACAUGCCGAUCACAAACACACCCCGCCCCCGGUGGGAAGGGGAUUCUUCGCCUGGCUCAAGCCUGUCCUGCGUACCAAGGAACCCGCCCUGGUCGAUUGCGUAGGCCUCGAUGCGACCAUGUUCAUCCGCUUCACCAAAAUGUGUCGGAACAUCUUUAUCAUUCUGAGCGUGAUCGGUUGCGGCGUCAUGAUCCCACUCAAUCUCACACAGAGCACGGGAGAUACGGUUUCACAAUUCGGGGCAUUCGCUACGAUGACCCCGCUCUACGUCACCACCGACGCCAUUUGGGGUCAAGUCUUCUGCGCCUGGGCAUUCGAUAUAAUUGUUGCUUUCUUUCUCUGGAGGAAUUACCAGGGUGUGUUGAAGCUACGGAGGAAGUACUUUGAAAGCCCCGAAUAUCAGCGCAGUCUUCAUGCGAGGACUUUAAUGAUCACCGAUAUGCCCCCAGCCGCUCGAUCGGACGAAGGCGUUUUACGUCUGACGGAUGAGGUGAAUCCGACUGCUGCCGUCCCACGAGCUUCUAUCGGCCGCAACGUCAAGGGACUACCCCGCCUGAUCAAGGAACACGACGAAACGGUGCGCGAACUCGAAGCCGUCCUGGCCAAGUACCUCAGGCGUCCGGAUCGGCUUCCCGCGAAACGUCCGACCAUGCGCCCUCCCCGAAAGGAAAGAGACGAACACUCAGGUGGCAACGUGGAUGCCAUUGAUUAUUUGACGGACAAGAUCAGAAGGCUGGAAGAAGAGAUCAAGCACGUUCGGGCAUCCAUUGACAGGCGGAAUGCCAUGCCCUUUGGCUUCGUCAGUUGGGAUAUGAUUGAGCAUGCCCAUGCCGUUGCGUAUACCGCGCGUAAAAAACACCCGGAAGGAACAACAAUUGUUCUGGCACCACGGCCGGACGACCUCAUCUGGGAAAACCUCCCGUUGUCGAAGUCUGCCCGCAAAUGGAAGCAAUUUCUUAGUGCCAUCUGGGUGACGCUCCUCACGCUGGUGUAUGUCGUACCCAACGGCUUGAUUGCGAUCUUCUUGUCCAAUUUGUCCAAUCUGGGCCUGGUCUGGCCGGCUUUCCAGACAUCGCUUAAUAAUAGUCCUUACAUCUGGGCUGCUGUCCAGGGUAUCUUGUCCCCAGCCGUGACCUCUCUCGUCUAUAUCAUUCUGCCUAUCCUCUUCCGUCGGCUGGCGAUCCGGGCCGGCGACGUCACUAAGACCUCCCGAGAGCGCCAUGUUCUCAGCAAACUCUACUCGUUCUUCGUUUUCAACAACCUGAUCGUUUUCUCUUUGUUCUCUGCAGCGUGGACCUUUGUCUCCGCCGUUAUCGAUGCAGAAAACAAAGAUGAAAACGCCUGGCAAGCGCUCAGGGAUGGGGCCUUCUAUACGAAAGUUGUAAGCGCCCUGUGUCAGGUAUCGCCAUUUUGGGUGACCUAUUUGCUGCAGCGGAACUUGGGAGCCACUAUCGACUUGGUUCAAAUGAUCACGGUUUUUUGGGUCUGGUUCUCCAAGACUUUUCUCUCGCCCACGCCUCGCCAGGCUAUUGAGUGGACGGCCCCGCCGUCUUUUGAAUAUGCCAGUUACUAUAACUACUUCCUGUUCUAUGCAACUGUGGCUCUUUGCUUCGCGACCUUGCAGCCGAUCGUUCUCCCAGUCACCGCCUUGUAUUUUGGCCUGGAUGCGAUGAUGAAGAAGUACAUGUUGCUAUAUGUCUUCGUGACCAAGACAGAGUCCGGGGGUCAGUUUUGGCGGGUUUUGUUCAACCGCAUGGUUUUCGCCAUGAUCCUUUCCAACAUAGUCAUUGCGUUUGUUGCCACGGCCAAGGGCACGUGGAACAUGGUUUAUUGCGUGGUCCCUCCCCCCUUCCUGAUGCUAGCCUUCAAGUUCUACUGCAUGAGAAAGUUCGACGCCGACAUCACGUACUACAACCGCGCAAACCUGACGGAUGCCGAGGCCCUGGCGGUCAGCAAGCCAAACAAGAAGGCCUCAGAACGGCUCAACUCCAAAUUCGGCCACCCGGCUCUCUAUAAACCGCUAAUUACGCCGAUGGUGCAUGCCAAGGCAGCGGAGGCAUUGAAGGCUAUCUACCGCGGACGGCUGGGGACCUUCGAGGGUGAAGGCGAUUACUCGGACAUCGCCAUGGAUACCAUGUCGUCUUCGCAACCGGGUAAGUCCAUGAUGGACAAUGCAGGGUCCUCGGCACCGUUCGAAGUGGUCCCGGAGAACCAUCUCGAUUUCUCAUACUACAAGGACCGUCCUGAUUUCCGGGACGAGUUCGGUGGUGGGAUCUACGGCCGGCCCGACGAUCUGAUGACCGAACGCUCGCAGACACCGCACAGUGCGCUGGGCGAGUGGUCGCCAACCUCCUCGCGGGCGUCGUCUCCGGCCCCGUCGCUGCCGUCGCUGUCCGGCUUGAAGCCGCAUGACCCGUACGACCCGACGGCGAACGAUCACAUCCACCCGGCCUUCCGCGUGCCGGCCCCGAUGGGAGGCGGAAUCUACCAUCAGCGGAAUGAGAGCGAAACAGGGCUGCUCAAUCAUGCGCAAGGCCCGGCGGUGAAUGAGACGGUGACGCCGUUGGACCGGUGGCGGACGAGGGGUUAUGGACCUGUAGAGCAGGACGACCCCGGCUUCACCUCUUACGAACACUACCGGAUGGCACGCUAG
This is a messenger RNA of Aspergillus sclerotioniger CBS 115572, 2853 nucleotides long. RefSeq names its product putative DUF221 domain protein. The transcript is spliced from 3 exons. Bases 1 to 2853 code for a protein of 950 amino acids. NCBI's taxonomy places the organism in Eukaryota, Fungi, Ascomycota, Eurotiomycetes, Eurotiales, Aspergillaceae. Gene Ontology annotation, cellular component: plasma membrane. The record is from RefSeq and is a predicted model, not a curated record. Gene Ontology annotation, molecular function: calcium-activated cation channel activity.